AAUCCCCCGAGGGACAUUUUUUGUUUGCGGAAGUCUGGAAAGGUAGAAAAUCUGUGGUUACAAGUGAUCCUCCUACAAGUCCAAAAUGGUCGAUUUAUUCUGUGCACAGCUUUAACUCGUGCAGUCCGCGACACUUUCGUCCCAUGUUAAGUUAAGUAAAGUUAUGUUUUGUUACGUCAAGACAACUCCGAGCUGUGCAACGGACGUUUUUUUAGCGAAAGCUCCAACCGGUCGAGUUCGUCAGAGAACAUGCAACAUCCUGAGUCAGAUUCUGUGAGAAUCAUCUCAACGUCUUGUAAUGCUGGGACUGCGAGACGGCCGUUUACCAGGCGGAACGGCCCCAAACCAUGGCCCUCCGUCGCCCUUUCGGUACUGGGCUCCGUCGUAGCUGUGGCCGCUCUCGGUUCUGUCUGCGCGCUCAUGUACCCUAUAUUUAAAGAGCUGCGUGCGGAAAAGGUGAUAGGAGAAGAUGGGACUGAAGAGAGGCUGCUGGGUUUCUGGAGUAUCCUGGUGCUGUCUGUAUUAGUAGGAUGUAUCUGCUCUAUCUUUUCGUGGACUCUCACCUACCUUGACUCUUACCAGCCUGACAUGGUGUUUCCAACGAUGCUGACACUCCACCACAUCAGAGAUGAUUCUGGUCACGGUUUCCACAUGACUUAUGGCGUAGCUGUUCUUAAUGGCAUCAUGGCAAUGCUAACCGUCAUCUGGAGCCUCUCCUGAGAAAGGACACACACACGUGCACACACACAUGCACACACACAUUUGUCUGGUUAUCUUUGUGAAGACAUUGCCAUUACUUAAAUGUCCUCUCUUUGUACCAAUGUAUGUAUGUAUUCCCUAGACCCUUAAAAUAACCAUCUUAACUAAGUGCCUAUGCAAAUAAGUGAGGCACAAAUGCACAAAUGUCCUAAUUCCGAUGGUAUGAAACUAAAAACUGGUCCUCAGAAAGGCAGCUGUACAACAGCACACAAAAACUUGUGUUUCUGUCUUUUGAAAGGACACUUCAUCUACCUAUGAAUUCCCUCCAAGUUUUAACAUGGACACUUUACAAGAAAUUAAUUCUGCUAUGGGUUAAUUAUUGUGUUUUGUUGUUUUUUUUUUUUUUUUUUUUUACCUCUGUUGGUUUAGCAUAUUUUCACACAGAAGCCUUUAUUUACAAUAGGUAGAGCUUCAUGACUUACAUGUUCUCAUCUGAAAUUGUCAUUAAACUGUCAUUAUUAAGAAAAUCAAGUUGUUUCUGUGUGAAAAUGAGUUUGUGUGUGAUGUGUCUUGAAACCUUUCUUUCUGAUCAUUGUAACUACUUGUAAAAACUUGUCAUUCUAAUCUUUUAAAAUCUAGGACUCUGUGCAGGCCAGUCGAGUUCUUCCUCAUCAAACUGCUCAUCCAUAUCUUUAUGAACCUUGCUUUGUGCACUGGAACGAGAAGGGGCCAUCCCAAAACUGUUCCCACAAAGCUGGAAGCAUGGAGUUGUUGGAAUUGCAUCCAUCAAAUUGCUAGAUGGAGAAGCAUCACGGGCGUGUCCACAUGCACAUGCGUGCGCUUAUGCACACGUGUGUACACGCGAGUAUGCAGCUCCACAUGCUCGCUUGUAUGCACUUAUGCACUUUUUGCGCCACUGCUUAUAGAUAUAAUUCAAUUGGCCUUGAGUUUGACAUGUGUAUCAAAGGAUGACAGGGUUCAACCCAACUUUGCUGUCAGAGAGGAAGUAUUCUUUGAGGCUGUACAAAACUUUUAUUGGUAAGUACUACAAACAUAAAUAAGGAAACAAAUAACAUAGAUAGUUUGACUUAUUUAUUGUUUCAUCUGCCCAGGAGGAUUAUGAUGCCAGGUACCUACAGCAGUGUUGCUCCACUGAUGUCUACAUUUCAACCAUCCCAAAUGGAGAUGAAGGGAGAUUGUGGAGGUAGCUGUUGCUGUAGAACACUCUGUCACUAUGUAUCUACUGUUUUCCAUCCUUAGGCCAAGUUUAUAAUAUGACUAUAAAACUGAAAACAGAGAACAUUAGAACAUCUCAUCUCUGAUUUGUUCUAAAUAUCUGGCUUUCAAUACAUUGUACACAAAAUAACCACAACUGUCUGCAACACUAUUACUUCCUUGGGGGAUUUAGUGUGAGAACUGAAUUUACUUUACCCUGAAUUUUUCUGUAACAUGAUUUCUUAGCCCAAAAGAGAUUAAUUUUAUCCCCUUCCAUUAAACUUCAAUGUAAGACACAGUUAUUCCACACGUGAAAUAAAAUAAAACAUUAAGUUAAAUCAACUGAAUGCCCAGACAUAUUUGAAAGGCAAAAAUGGUAACCACAUUAGAUCCAAUGAAUACAGACGGUAAAUAACUUAUAUUUUCCAUCAUGUAUCCUUAUAUUAUUAACAUUCUCUGACCUCUGACCCUGAUUGAGAUGUUCCUCAGUAGAACUCAGUAGAGUUCAGAGGUUCCACUGUUGCUACAACAAAUUCAAGACAAAUUCAAAAAUACACAAACUCUACAACAAACAAAUAAGAAAAAGCAGCUUUCAGCUUUGGCUCUGUGAUUUCUAAAAAAACAAAGAUUCCCAGUGACUUUUUCAGUGACGUCCGACCAACGACAGAGACUGACAAAAUCUAUUUCAUUUUGAACGUGAGACUUUUUUUCAAUCAUUUUUAAACAGCACAGGUUUGGAUGGCAUUCAAACUCUGAAACUGUCUGCACAGCCGAAAUGUCUUAAUUUACUGUGAAUCUAAUCAUUUUUGAAGGAUGGUAUGUGCUGGAUUUAAUCUGAUAUGACUCUGUUUGAGCAUAUUGGCAGGAUUUAGGUGAACGUGUUAUUUGUAUCAUUACACUGAGCUGAUAAAAUCCUUAUCCACAUAUUAUCAUACACCAUAGCUAAUUAUCAUGUGCAAUAUUUAAGGUGAAUUCGAGAUGAAUCAUGUGUCUAAAAGUUGUGCUUGUUUUUGUUGUGUAGGUGUUGGUCUGACUCACAUUUCUUUAGUCUGUAUUCUCAUGUUUGUGACUGUAAACGUGCAUUUAAAAGCAUUAGUGUUGAUAUUGACAUAUUUUUCUUCAAUAAUUAUCACAAAUAUGACAAAUAUUCCCUUCAA
Messenger RNA from Mugil cephalus (flathead mullet), 3071 nucleotides. It is a transcript of the gene arl6ip6, whose product is annotated as ADP-ribosylation factor-like 6 interacting protein 6. The record is from RefSeq and is a predicted model, not a curated record. NCBI's taxonomy places the organism in Eukaryota, Metazoa, Chordata, Actinopteri, Mugiliformes, Mugilidae. The transcript has 4 exons. Bases 250 to 720 code for a protein of 156 amino acids.